AUGCCAUCCUGGAAUGGCGAGGAGAGCUCGGACGAGGACACCUGCAUGGUUUCAAUGGAUCCUCAGAUCUUUAGGCCGAAGAAGAUGGUAGCUUUUGAAGGAGCCUUGACUGGGAGGCGAUAUAUGGGUUGUCCUGUGCAGCAGGAUGUAGGUGUCAACUGUGGGGUUGUGGAGUGGGUGGAUGGUCCUUGGCCAGAGAUUCUACAAAGGUGCCUAACAAUAAUUUGGGAUAUGUACCAUGAGCAGAACUUGGGGAGGGUGAAGGACAAACAAGCCCAUGAGAAAGAGGUGGCCAAGCUAAAGAAGGAAAUUGAUUUCCCGUCAAACAACUACAGCCAGUUGGUGGAAGAUGUAUCCAAGCUUUUUGACUAUCAAGAUGGCAAGAUGUCUCAUGACAUGGACUAUACCAGUCAGGCAAUCAAUGAACUAAAUGAGAAGAAGAAACAACUUGAGGAUCAGGCAAAGAUUGAGUUAAGUAUGGAAAAGCUGAAGCUUGCCAAGGAGCAAAGGUGCAUUCUUCAAAGCCAAGAAGAUAUCAUUCAGAACAUGAGGAAGGCCAUGAAGGAAGUGGAGGGGGACAGGGACCUACUUAAUCAAGAGAAGAAGAAGCUGGAGUAUCUGAUUGCUGACCUACUCAAUGCUGGGCAUGCCAGCAAAGAUAAGCUGGAGAGGAUCAAGGCAAUAAUGAAUGAGUGA
Molecule: messenger RNA, 696 nt
Organism: Aegilops tauschii subsp. strangulata
Lineage: Eukaryota; Viridiplantae; Streptophyta; Magnoliopsida; Poales; Poaceae
Source: RefSeq, a predicted model, not a curated record